AUGAAGGAUGCUGCCAUUCGGCCGGAUGCCUUUAGCCGCGCCUCGCUCAUCCGAGCCGCCAGCGCGAAGCCGAAAGGAGCAGCGGAAGCCGAGGCCUUGCUGGAGAAGUUCUUGCUGGAGAGCAUGGAUGUGGGACUGGUUGGAUAUUCGGCCGUGGUGGAUGCCUUCGCAAAAGCUGGCAUGGGCAGCCAAGCGCGGAAAUGGUUCGGACUCGCGCUGGAGGCGCGCCUUCGGCCAGAUGUGGUGAUGUACAACUCGGUCAUCAACAGCUGCGCGAAGGAGGGCAGACAAGACGACGCAGAGGGCUGGCUCAGAAGCAUGCUCCAACAUGAGAUGUCUCCCGAUCGCGUGAGCUUCAACUCGGUCCUCGAUGCCGCCGCGCGAUCCGGCCAAGGCGAUGCCAGCAUCGAGCUGAGCUCCCGGAUGCUUCAAAGCAUGUCCAGCUCCCGCAUCCCGCCGGACAUGAUCAGUUACAAUGCGGCCAUUCUGGCCUGCGUAUGCGCUGGCGCGGCGGAAUCUGCAGCCGACUUCGUUGCUGCCUUGCGUGGCGACGGGCUGCACCCCGACGAUGUGACCUUCACAACCCUACUGCAGGACGCCGACAAUGAUGCGGAGAAGGCAGAAGCGUGGUUUGAGUGGCUUUUGGCUGCAGGAGGUUCUCCGACCCCUGUCGCUUUCACGGCUUUGUCUGCGGCUGCAGCAGCUGCCGGCGACGUCGCCCGUGCUGAGAAGAGCCGCGCAAGGUGUUGGGAGCUGCUUGGUGCAGAAGGUGUCUGCAAAGCGGAAGACGAAGGUUUGCUGCGGCAGAUCUUGCGGGCCUGUGGACGGUCGAGCAAUGCGGCACGCGCAGGUCAGUGGGCACAGUGGAUGGUUUCGCAGACGCUGGACCCGGGACGACAAGGAUUCACUUCCGUGAUUGCCGCGCACGGGCAAAGGCGUGAUGCGGACGGUGCACAGAGCUGGUUCGAUGAGAUGCAGAGAGCUGGAUUGAAGGCGGAUCUUCUUUCCUGGAGCGCACUGGUGACUGCGCUGUCCCGAUCUCGUCGCGUGGAGCAAGCGCUCCGCGCCUUGGACCAGAUGCAGGAACAGUCCGUGCAGCCCGACGGACGUUUGUACCAGCAGCUUCUCAAGACGCUGCCCGGCAGAGGACCUUUGGUCUCUUGGAAGGUGUUUUGGCUGGGCGUGGUGCCAGCACUCGCCGCUGGCCUGGUGCUCCCCAGCAUCUUCGGAGCAUGGUACGUGUCAAGCGUCAUCGGUGGCCUCAUUCUUCUUUACCUUCUCGUCGAGGCGAUCAUCCUCCUCUUCUUCAAGAAUCACUUCCAGCUGUGGGCCCUGCAGAGGCCCUGGAACUUCCUGGCUCGCCUCCUCCUGCCACCGGUGGAGGUCAUAGACAGCCUCACAGCUGGCAGCACCUACAUCUCCAUGAUCGUCUAUGGGAAGUGGGGUAAGAACUUCUGUGCCUCUGGGCAGGUGUGGCUAGGCAGCCAUGCUGAUGUCACCAAGGCCGUGCAGAAUCCCCAAGGCCGAACUUUCUGGCUGGGCGAACACCCCUUGCUGCCAAGCAACUUGCCUCGGGGGGAGUCUGGUCGCUGCGUCUUCCUGCUGAGCCUCUCCGGCAAGGCUGUGGGGGGUACCGGGGACCACGAGGCCUUCCGCCAGUGUGUAAUAGACACCGUCUUGAACGAGGCCUCCGUGGCGAGGGAGUCCGAUGAGAUGUGCCAGCGACUUUUGGAGCAGUGUGCCGAAGACUUCAUGAAGCAAGACACCGGUUUCGACUUCUACAACGGAGCAGAUGGUGGGAACCAGGAAUUCUGGACCAAGUAUCUUCAUCAUGUACUCUUUGGGUUGGACAUCGAUGAUAAGGAGGUGAUGGCCACGCUCAAUGCUUUCUAUGCAGGGCAGUUCAGCUUGAUGCACUAUCUGGACCCCAUGGGCCAUCUCUUCUCCCAGCACGAGAAGAUCGCUAAGGUCGCAGAGCUCUACGAGAAGUCCCCGGCAUUCAGCAACUUCGAGGUCAAGCCCGAGUACAACAACAUGACUGCCAAAGAGCUGGCCCUGCUCAUGUCAAGCAUCAUACGGAUCGCCGGCGUCCAGGGCUCUCGCAUGUUCACUUGGCUUUGUACUUCUGGCACCCAGCAUGGAAACCUCCUAAUCGAUGCCCGCACCGUUUGGGAUUCCCUGGACCUGGAGGACGAAGAUGAAGUUCUCAGGUACAUCCUCGAGGUUGCUCGCCUCUCUCCGCCCGUCACGGUCUCCCACCGUGUUGCCACCGAGCCGUUCUCCUGCGACAUUGCAGGCCGAACAUACAGCUUUCCUGCAGGCACCAAAGUGGCCAUUCCAUUCUUUCUGGCCAACAUCGAUCCCAUCGUCUGGGGUACGGAUGCAUUGGACUUUAACCAUAAGCGCCAUGGCCUCAUAGAGAACCACACCGGCUUCAACGCCGUAAACGGGCUGGGACCGCGAGAAUGUCCCGGCAAAGGCCUGGUGCUCAGGAGCAUGGUUCGCCUGCUGCAGGUCAUCGGCAAGAAGAGGAGGCAACCAAGUGCCCGUACUAGCCCACAAAGUGUUUGA
Messenger RNA from Symbiodinium sp. CCMP2592, 2571 nucleotides. NCBI's taxonomy places the organism in Eukaryota, Dinophyceae, Suessiales, Symbiodiniaceae. The record is from the annotation of a GenBank genome assembly.